Centrocercus urophasianus (Greater sage-grouse) is the source of this 2937-nucleotide messenger RNA. RefSeq names its product PX domain containing serine/threonine kinase like (gene PXK). Lineage: Eukaryota; Metazoa; Chordata; Aves; Galliformes; Phasianidae. The coding region runs from base 1472 to 2809 and encodes 445 amino acids. Gene Ontology annotation, molecular function: protein kinase activity; ATP binding; phosphatidylinositol binding. The record is from RefSeq and is a predicted model, not a curated record. Gene Ontology annotation, cellular component: late endosome; early endosome; extrinsic component of endosome membrane. Gene Ontology annotation, biological process: endosome to lysosome transport; protein phosphorylation; protein targeting to lysosome. The transcript has 17 exons.
UGUUCCUUCGAGACUUGCUGAAUAAGCAGUUGCUGCAUUUUUUGGCAGCGAGUGAAACAAUCUCUUCCUACUUCCCAAAAUGCAGUAACAGCCACAAAAUAGGGAAAGUCAGGGAAAGUUAACUUUAGUUGUGGAUCCUGGUUUCCACGUGUCCAUUUCCACAUGUCCACAUGUCACAGAAUUUCCAAACGUGAUUCUGCUGGUUGAGGUGGAAUUGCCUCUGGGAUUUUGUUACCACUUAUGAAGGUUUGUGCUUCCUGUUUUGCAGGAAAAUGAUGGUAAUGUCAAAUGGGUAAUAGGAGAGAAUAUGGGGAGCACAUAAGUGUGACUUGCUGAAUAUGGGCACUAUAAUUCUAGUAUCAAAGUUACACGCUUUGAUUUGUGACAUCUUGGAUUUCAUAGACUCAUCAAAGUUGGAGAAGACAUCUGGGAUCAUUUAGUUCCAGCCCAGCCCCACCGUGCCCAUGGCUGCAUCCCUCAGUGCCACAUCUCCAUGGUUCUCAGACACCUCCAGGGCACUGAGUGCCCACCUCCAUUUCUGUCACUUCCAUCUCAGCUGCUGGAAUACUGAGCAUUUUACGUGGCUUUGGUUUUCACGCUUCCUGGUCUUGAAUUUGUUCUCAGGAUGUGUGGUUCAAAAUUGCAGCGGAUAUUUGAUAGCUGUUGCUGAUAAAGGGGAUUUUAAAUGAGUUUGAGAAAAUGAAAUAAAUAGCAUUCUUGCCUGAGCAGCACUGUGCUUUGGAAGAAAAGCCCAGUAAAUAAAUCCUGGAUUAGUUGAGGCUGAUAGACGGGAUUCUCUGGUACAUUUUUGUUCUUCAGUCCUCAAGCCUUUACCUUGGUUUCACUUAGAAGAAUUAGUUCUGUGUGGUCUCAGAGGCAGUUCCUAAAACCAGAAGACCUUUCAUUGUAUCUGAAAGAGGUUACUCAUAAAUGCCCAUCUUGAAUUGUUAACUGCAAACUAAAUGUGUAACACUGCCUGGAUCAAGCUCUCGAAUGAAUGAUGUGUUCAGUAUGCAGGUAGAGGCCAGAUGUGUAGAUGCAGUUAUUGUUACAUAUUAGACAACUUGGCCAUAAAAACUCAAGGUGAUGGAAGUGCCUUUAUUUUUUUCCUUAUUUCUUCAUUGCUUACUCAUGGUAAUUUGGAAUGCAUCAUUGAUUUUAAUAUCUGAAGAGACUGUAGGGCAUGAUGCUCUGCUCUGGCCUUUCUGUUUCUGCAGCACUGAAGUUGGAAGAUCACUCAGCUCUCGCAUGAAGAAUGUUUGAAAGUUAGUAGAGGGGUGAGAGAAGUCGUGGAACCUGAAUAGCAAACGGUUCAGGAUGUGAGGAAUACAUAAUCCGUGUUCAGAGAGGAGUUUCAGCGGAAAACAGUUGGCAGAUUGUGAGGCGAUACAGUGACUUCGACUUGCUUAAUAAUAGCUUGCAGAUCUCAUCUCUAAGUCUACCUCUUCCUCCAAAAAAACUGAUUGGAAACAUGGAGCGUGAAUUCAUAGCAGAAAGACAGAAAGGACUGCAGGCCUAUCUCGAUGUGAUUACUUCCCAUCACAUACUGUCUAACUGUGAACUGGUAAAAAAGUUCUUGGAUCCAAACAGCUACUCUGUGAACUACACUGAAAUUGCCUUACAGCAUGUUUCAAUGUUCUUCCGAUCAGAGCCAAAGUGGGAGGUAGUAGAACCAUUAAAAGAUAUAGGUUGGCGAAUACGUAAGAAAUAUUUUUUAAUGAAGGUAAAGAAUCAACCAAAGGAACGGCUGAUGUUAAGCUGGGCUGAUCUUGGCCCUGAUAAAUACUUGUCUGACAAAGACUUACAGUAUGCUGUGAAACUUCUUUCUUCCUGUUCUCAUCCCUAUAUUUACAGAGUCACUUUUGCCACCGCCAGUGAAUCUUCAGCACUGGUUAUUAGACCAUUCAAUGAAAAAGGGACGCUGAAGGACCUUAUUUAUAAGGCCAGACCGAAAGAUCCCUUCCUGAAGAAGUAUUGCAAUCCUAAGAAAAUUCAAGGUCUCGAACUUCAACAGAUAAAGACAUAUGGAAGACAGAUACUAGAGGUAUUGAAAUUCUUGCAUGAGAAGGGAUUUCCGUAUGGCCAUCUUCACUCUGGCAAUGUAGUGCUGGAUGGGGACACGUGCAAGUUGCUGGAUCUGGAAAAUUCCUUGUUGGGACUUCCAUCCUUUUAUCGAUCGUACUUUUCGCAGUUUCGAAAAAUUAAUACUUUAGAAGGCGUUGAUGUACAUUGCUUUGGGCACUUACUGUAUGAAAUGACAUACGGAAGACCCCCAGAUACAAUUCCAGUAGACAGCUUCCCUCCUGCACCAUCAAUGUCUGUUGUGUCUGUGUUGGAAUCCAUUCUGACUUGUGAAGCUAUGAAGAAUGGCAUGCCAACUGUUUCACGGCUCUUACAGAUGCCAUUAUUCAGUGACGUCCUGCUAACAAACUCUGAGAAACCACAGUUUAAGAUUCCUACGAAGCUAAAAGAAGCACUGAAAACGUCCAAGGAAUGCAUAGAAAAAAGAUUAACAGAAGAACAGAAAUUGAUUCACCAGCACAGAAGACUGACAAGAGCUCAGUCUCAUCACGGCUCUGAAGAAGAAAAAAAGAAAAGGAAGAUCUUAGCAAGAAAGAAGUCAAAACGCUCUGCCUAUGAAAGUGCGGAAGAACACUCAGCAAAAUACAGCAACUCAAAUAACUCAGAAGGAGGAAUGAGGUGCCAUCCAUGCAGUGGCACAACUCUUAAGGAAAACAGAAUUUGGACGCUGAAAUCCAACAGCCUAAGCAACAGAAAAGAAGUGUUUCCCAUUGAGGAGUACUGUUGACUGUGCUGCUUAUGUGUUUGGACCUCCUCUGAUAAUAUGUACUGCAAAGCUUUUCUGUUUGGAUCGGGUGUGAGUGACACUGUUUGUAUGAAUGGGAAUCUUUCCCAAGUUUUCGUUGGGAGCAGAAU